AUGGCCGACUUGCAGGGUCGCAAGAUCUUCAAGGUCUUCAACCAGGACUUUAUCGUCGAUGAGCGCUACAAUGUCACCAAGGAGCUGGGCCAGGGCGCAUACGGCAUUGUCUGCGCCGCGACAAAUGCUCACACUGGUGAGGGUGUCGCCAUCAAGAAGGUCACCAACGUCUUCAGCAAGAAGAUCCUAGCCAAACGCGCCCUGAGAGAGAUCAAGCUGCUCCAGCACUUCAGAGGUCACCGUAACAUCACUUGCUUGUAUGACAUGGACAUUCCCCGCCCGGACAACUUCAACGAAACGUACCUGUACGAGGAAUUGAUGGAAUGCGAUUUGGCCGCUAUUAUUCGCUCCGGACAGCCCCUAACCGAUGCCCAUUUCCAAUCCUUCAUUUACCAAAUCCUCUGCGGUCUCAAAUACAUCCAUUCGGCCAACGUUCUGCACCGUGAUUUGAAGCCUGGAAACCUUCUCGUCAAUGCGGACUGCGAGCUGAAGAUUUGCGAUUUCGGUCUGGCCCGUGGUUUCUCUAUCGACCCGGAGGAGAAUGCAGGAUACAUGACGGAAUAUGUCGCCACAAGAUGGUACCGUGCGCCGGAGAUCAUGCUGAGCUUCCAGAGCUACACGAAAGCCAUCGAUGUUUGGUCCGUGGGUUGCAUUUUGGCCGAGCUGCUAGGUGGUCGGCCCUUCUUCAAGGGCCGUGACUAUGUCGACCAGCUUAACCAGAUCCUCCACUAUCUGGGUACUCCUAACGAGGAGACUCUGAGCCGCAUUGGCUCACCUCGUGCCCAGGAGUACGUUCGCAACUUGCCCUUCAUGCCUAAGAUUCCCUUCCAGCGCCUGUUCCCCAAUGCCAAUCCCGAUGCCCUCGAUCUGCUCGAUCGCAUGCUUGCAUUCGACCCGACAUCGCGUAUCUCGGUUGAGGAGGCCCUUGAGCAUCCUUACUUGCACAUCUGGCACGACGCCUCGGAUGAGCCCACCUGCCCGACGACCUUCGACUUCCACUUCGAGGUGGUCGAGGACGUGCAGGAGAUGCGCCACAUGAUUUACGACGAGGUAGUGCGCUUCCGGGCUCUGGUCCGGCAGCAGUCGCAGGCGCAGGCCGCCGCGCAGCAGCAGCAGAUUGCCCAGCAGACCAAUGUGCCCAUCCCCGACAACCAACAAGGUGGAUGGAAGACGGAGGAACCUAAGCCCCAGGAAGCGCUCGCCGCAGGCGGUGGCCACCACAACGAUCUGGAAUCGUCGCUGCAGCGGGGCAUGGAUGUGCAGUAG
Molecule: messenger RNA, 1266 nt
Organism: Aspergillus niger
Lineage: Eukaryota; Fungi; Ascomycota; Eurotiomycetes; Eurotiales; Aspergillaceae
Exons: 5
Coding region: 1-1266 (421 amino acids)
Biological process (GO): intracellular signal transduction; protein phosphorylation
Cellular component (GO): nucleus; cytoplasm
Molecular function (GO): ATP binding; MAP kinase activity
Source: RefSeq, a predicted model, not a curated record